AUGAUGCGCAAGAACAAGGAGCAGAGGAGGGCAGAUGGAAUCACCGAUAGAGGCAGUGAUUCGCUGGAGACCAUGCGGCCGAACAAGAAGCAGAGGCUGGACGGUGGCAGCGGUAGCGAUGAGGAGACCUCGCCCUACCUGGUGGUAGGUCAUGGGAGCGUGAGCCCUGCCUUCUCCGUGUUCAAGGUGGAACCCUACACCGACGGCGGCGGCGACACCCCGGUGAGCAUCCCGCGCCGCCUCGCCCGCCUCAAAUGCAAACACAACAUGUCUUUCGUCCCUUUGAGAUUGAAGGACCGCCGGUGGAUCGUCGGCGUCGGCGGCAGCUCAACCGAGAACUACUACGGCCCGGGGACCAUCAUUUUCGACACCGAGAAGCAGGUGGUGAUCCGGGGGCCGGAACCUAAGUCGAUCAAGAGCCACCCGAUCCUGCUGCCCAUCGACCAGAAGAUCUACGCCCUUUCCCGAAGCCCCUCAGUGAAGGGACCGCUCGAUUACUUGCCCUGGUUCGAGGUCCUCGAUCUCUCCCAGGCACAGGAAGUUGACGGCUGUCUAACCAACUGCAAGUGGAGCUCCCUGCAGCGGCCGCCCUUCUUUCCCUGGGAGCUCACCCCACGGCAGUACUUAUGUCCACCGAGGGUUGCCGUCAAGUCAUACGUCGCCGUGGGCUCCCACAUACUGGUUUCUGUGACCGGAUGGGUGGGCACGUACGCUUUUGACACGAAGGGCUCGAAGAAGUGGGUGACGGUGGAUGACGAGAACAACCUGCCGUUCAGCGAUGGUGCCAUCCCGCACGGAGGUGGGCUCUUCCUCGGCUUAUCAAGCACCACAAAGGCCAUCACUGGAUACAAGAUUAAUAUCGGCACUAGGUCACUCUCUGUUGUUGAGAUUCCUGUGGUGUCCGACUUGGAAGAUGAAGAGCUGGUCGGUCGCUCACACAAUUUCCUUUCCCUGGGGAUUGAUAGUGGCUUCUGCUUGGUGACCUGUUGGAGUGUUGACGAAUCGCCGUAUCCCCCGUAUCACCGGGCGCACAUCAGGGUGAGGACGUACAGAACAGAUGAUUUUGUGGAGUCGGAGGGAAAAUGCUUAGUCGUCUCCAAGCAGUGGAUGCAGGUUUACAAGAUCCGCGAUUUGAUCCGGACACUAGAUGCGCCAUGUCUGGUUGGUGUGGUCUACAUAUGA
Molecule: messenger RNA, 1182 nt
Organism: Triticum turgidum subsp. durum (durum wheat)
Lineage: Eukaryota; Viridiplantae; Streptophyta; Magnoliopsida; Poales; Poaceae
Source: the annotation of a GenBank genome assembly